This is a messenger RNA of Physcomitrium patens, 2983 nucleotides long. Its product is annotated as THO complex subunit 1. Gene Ontology annotation, cellular component: THO complex part of transcription export complex. The record is from RefSeq and is a predicted model, not a curated record. Gene Ontology annotation, biological process: mRNA export from nucleus. NCBI's taxonomy places the organism in Eukaryota, Viridiplantae, Streptophyta, Bryopsida, Funariales, Funariaceae.
UUGCAGAGUCGACGCUUUGCCUGCCAUACGACGCAUUACUCUUGCCUAUCGAAGCCCCAUCUGCACGCACAGUACCGCGCAAAGGAACUCCAACUGAACGACAUUGUCGCAUUAGGGUUUUGCCAUAGCUUCGAUGCUUCAGUUCGGCGAUGGCCCGUCCCGUCGCCUUGCGCAGGGCGACCUCUGCAAUGGGUGGGGCUCGGGAGCUCUCCGUUGCAUACGAUACUUCACGUGCAGUAUUAGUCAUACUUGAGCAGUAGUUAUCCGCCCUUGUUUUUGGUCGAUGGGUUCUGCAGCUACGAGUUCUUUUGGGGAGACUAUGUUGCGCCUCCGUUUUGUUAUGUGUUUGUGAGGGAAGAUGUGCAGCAUGAAGCUAGCUCUUAUUGGCUAGAAUCGCUGUGGCAUAGUAUUGUGCAUUACAAUGUGUACUUUAAGAACAGGGGGUAGCUCUGCAAUAGGUUUUGAGAAAAAUUCAUACAUCUGUUAGGAACCCUGUAAAUUGUCGUCACUUGUGAUUUUAGGCUUGGAGUUGGUGUAUGUUUUGAUAGCUAUGGAAAUCCAAGAUUCUGUUGCAGCUGCUUGCCAUGCUGACCGACAGCGCCUGCUUGAGGUCUUUCGAGUUGCCAUCGCCAAGCCUUUGCCUGCAUCUCAGACUGCAGUUGCUACCAUGGUUGAAGCCGUGAAACCCCAAAAGCAGACUGUUCUAGUACAGGACGAGAACCAGCUCUUGGAGAAUGGCUUGAGAACCCUUCUUGAAGAGCUUGUCGGUGCAGCAGUUGCAAAUGGCAAGUCGGUCAUGCAAUAUGGUCGAGCAGAGGGUCCCGAAGAUGAUGGGAAUGGUCUUCUCACAAGACUUCUUGACAUUGUCUUGUACUUGUGUGAGAAAGGCAAUGUCGAAGGGGGCAUGAUUUUCCAAUUACUUGAGGAUCUAACAGAGGUUUCCACUAUUAAGGAUUGUAAGGAAGUUUUUGGAUACAUAGAGGGGAAGCAAGAGACUCUUGGAAAGUCGGAGCUUUUCAGUAGGGGCAAGCUUGUUAUGUUACGGACUUGCAACCAGCUCCUUCGCCGGUUGUCCAAGACAAAUGAUGUCGUCUUUUGUGGCAGGAUCUUAAUGUUUCUGGCUCAUUUUUUCCCCCUCUCUGAGAGAUCGGCCGUGAACAUUAAAGGAGUAUUUAACACCUCGAAUGAAACCAAGUACGAGAAAGAGCCGCCUGGGGAUAGUCCAGCCAUUGAUUUUACGUUCUACAAAACCUUCUGGAGCCUUCAAGAAUACUUCUCCAACCCUACUACCCUAACUCACCCCUCAAAGUGGCAGACCUUUUCUUCAAAUUUAGGAAUAGUGCUGGAGACCUUUGAAAUGCAGCCUAUAGGUGAGGAAGACGAAAGCUUAAGUCUAGAUGGCGAUGAUGACUCAACAUUCAACAUUAAGUACCUUACGAGCAGUAAUCUCAUGAGCUUGGAACUGAAGGACCCUGGUUUCCGUAGGCAUGUCUUAGUUCAGUGUCUAAUUAUAUUUGAUUACAUGAAGACUCCUGGAAAGGCAGAGAAAGAUGGGCCACGGGAGGGUGUUCGUGAGGAGCUCAAGGUGCAUGAAGAUCGUGUGAAGAAGCUGCUGAGGACAACUCCUCCGAAGGGAAGAGAGUUUCUUGCUUCCAUUGAGCACAUUCUUGAGCGCGACAAAAAUUGGGUCUGGUGGAAGCGUGAUGGGUGUAUUCCGUUCGAGCGUUUUGUGCAGGAGAAGAAAAUACCUUCAGACCCUCCAAAGAGAAGACCUAGAUGGCGACUUGGAAAUAGAGAGCUUUCUCGCCUUUGGAAGUGGUCUGAUGAUAAUCCCAACGCCAUUACUCAUGCCAAAAGAGUCAAAAUGCCUCCCUUGGCCGAGUACUUCAAGCCUCUUGCUGAAGAUAUGGACCCUGAAGCAGGAAUAGAGGAAGAGUACCAUCACAAGAAUAACAAGGUCUACUGCUGGAAGGGCCUUAGAUUUGCUGCAAGACAAGAUCUCGAUGCAUUGUCAAGGUACUCGGACAUGAAAAUCAUGGGUGUCGUACCUCCAGAUCUCCUCACCCCUGAGGUGCGGAGUUCACUUUACAAGCCUACAGACCGACCUAAGGCAAAGGGGGUGAAAAAAGAUGAAGAAUACACUCCCAAUCUUACUCAGACGGAGGAUGCAUCAGGAAGUGCACCCACCAGUGUGAGCUUGAUGGAGUUGGAUGCCACGACGCUUGCUCGAGAUCCAGAGGAAGCUACUGCUAUGGACGCAGAUGGUCCGGCAGUAGCAGACGUAGAGCCUGAAGCAGACCCAGAACCGGAAGCGGAAGCGGAGCCAGAGCCAGAACCGGAGCCGGUGGUAGAACCGGUGCCACUAACUGAUCUGUCAGACGCAAAACCAGAAACAGUUCAAACGCCGGUAGAAGCUGAACCUUCUUCAUCUAAAGUAGUCUCCGAACCUCCGCCAGUAGGAAAUCAAUCUCCAAGUCCUCUAAAGUCAGAAGCUAGAAGUGGUAAAAAAAGGGCUCACCCUGACGACUAAUAGGUGCUUAAAGGGUAGUGUAGAGUAGUUGCUUGGACCUGGAAGAACCAACCCACCCCCACGUUCACCCAGGAAUUCCUUCGGAUGAAGGUGGAUGAGACAAUGCUUGUGUGUUCAUUUAGAGACCCCACGAGACUAAAUUGAGGUCUAGGAAAUCAAGUUUGGGGUGAAAUUUUUCCAAAAAUAAAAGUUGUACGGGCCUUGCAAUGUUUCUGCGCUACUUUCAUCUGUGGGUGAGCCUGGAGGUCAAUUCUACCUGGCGAUGCUUGCACAUAGCAAAACAUUGGAAACCAUGAUUAAGGUGGCCCUCCUUGGGACUUACAAAUGAGCACAGUUGUAAAUUGAACAUUCCGCCCACACAUAGGUGUCUACAUCGUGUUGUGCGGACUCUGUAUGAAAGUGGAGAUUUUUUUCUCCAGGAAAUACUCUUUAAUGUCAAGAAUUUUAAGGUAA